Messenger RNA from Aspergillus eucalypticola CBS 122712, 973 nucleotides. RefSeq lists its product as uncharacterized. The transcript has 2 exons. Lineage: Eukaryota; Fungi; Ascomycota; Eurotiomycetes; Eurotiales; Aspergillaceae. The coding region runs from base 112 to 753 and encodes 213 amino acids. The record is from RefSeq and is a predicted model, not a curated record.
CUCUGCACAAGUGCAGUCCGGUCCUUUUGCAGUGUCUCCAUCUGCUGCUCUCCCAUCUUUCAUCGCUCAACCUCCUCACAUCCCAUCUCAGAAAGAGAUUUCUUCAGAAAAAUGUCCUUGCCAGCGCCUGAGUCUACCAAAUUCCCUUUCUCGCCUCUGCCUGGUUCCGUCGACGCCUACCUGGCUGAGCAGGGCAUGCUGUCGGUCUCAGAACAACGCAUCAACGACGUCCUGACUCAGUCUGGCAUAAGAGCUGAAAACAUCUACCUUCCCCCACGCCUUUCUAGGAUCCUUCCCACGAGGUUAAUUCACGUCGUAUCACAAUUACGCUUCGAGGCCUACAGAGCCAUUAUGAUCAUGCGGAUCUGUAACUCCUGGUACCGAAGGAGGUACGAAUACCUGUACCCUGGCGACGACUCCCAGUUUCUUCAACGGCAUAUUCAAUCUGUCCAGCUCCUCCUUGGGUGGGACAAGGACAACAAGCCUGUCAAAGACCAGCUUAUUGCGCUAGCGACCAAAUAUUUCAAAUUCCACUUACCGUCGGAUGUCCUCCCUGCGUUCAAUGCCUGGAAGCAGGGGGAUUUUCUUACGGAGACCCGAAAAUUGAUUCGUCUGUCGAAGAGCGUCCCUUAUUCUCCUUUGUACGAGGUCGCUGUGGAUGAGCUGGCCACGGCCAUUACCCAAAAUGUCGAAGGUGGUGAGGCAAUUGCACGAACCCGGAAAGCCUUCGCAACAGGCCCGCAUAGCUAUUAGCUCUUCCGUUUUAGACGACCAGCUGCAUGAAGUACGAUGUUAGACGAGUCUCUGGAGUUCUUGGUUGUACAUACUUGGGGCUACGGAUGAUAUGACUGAUGUGGGAAUGAGAACAUGCAUAAACAGUUUUGGGAAAUUGCUUUUGUUGGAUAUUUCGGCUAUUUCUUUAUUCAAGUGUGGACAUACCCAUACAUUGCUUUUGAUCAAAAAUAUAAAUCGC